UCUUACUCCUGCUUGCCGCUUCAAGAAGGACCGUAGCAACAGUCAACAGAGGGAAAAGGGGAAGGGGAAAAAGAAAGAGACACAAGUCAGCGGCGAUGCUGCUGCUGCUGCCAACGCCGAAUUUGCUAAUCCUGCCAUUCCUCCCCCUCCCCAUCCGCGCUCGCCCUUUCCACACCCGGAAAACCUCCUCGCCGCCAACCAAUAAUUCCCCCAACCCCCGCCCCCGCCGCCGCAGAACCCUAGCCCUCCUCCCUGCCGCCGGGGCACGCACGAUGACUGCCGGGGCGGCGAGCGGCGGCGGCGGCGGCGCCGGCAUCGACCGGGUGCUGUGGACGGAGCCCGAGAUCGCCGCCCGGGUCGCGGAGGUGGCCGGCGAGCUCGGCGCCGACCUCCGCGGGCUGCGGGAGCCCGCCGUCGUCGUCGGCGUCGCCACGGGCGCGUUCCUCUUCCUCGCCGACCUGGUGCGCCGCGUCGGCGCGCCGCUAGCGGUUGAUUUCGUGCGGGUCGAAUCGUACGGCGACGGCACCGAGUCGAGCGGACGGCCGAGGAUCACCUCCGACCUCAAGGUCGACGUGGCCGGGAAGCACGUCGUGGUGGUGGAAGAUAUUGUGGACACUGGGAAUACAGUUUCCUGUCUCAUUGCCCAUUUAGAAAAGAAAGGAGCAUCAUCCAUAUCUGUCUGCACUUUUCUUGACAAACCAGCAAGGAGAACUGCUAAUUUUCAGCUAGUGGGGGAUGGAAAAUUUUAUAGAGGUUUUGAGUGCCCAGAUUAUUUUGUUGUCGGAUAUGGCAUGGAUUAUGGAACUCUACCGCAACCUCCCUUAUAUUGGAGUUCUUAAGGCCGAGAUGUACAAAAAGGACACAAGCAAUUAGACAGGAGGACUUGCAAACAUGUGCAAGAGAUAAAAAGUUAGAAAGGAACACACACAUUCCAGUUUUGAUAUCUCUAGGCAAAUCUUGCUUAAUUUUGUACAAGAAAGAAGCUUAAAGCUUCGCUAGCUUACUUUUUCUCUAUUAAAGCCCAGGAGAAAUUGUCCUGUUUCAAUGGCACUCCGUCACCAAACAUCAACCACGGAAGAAAAAUGUGGUUGUAUAACCAAAGGAAACAUGUUACAUCUUUAAUCUAUAGCCAACGAGAGCUGAUUUGGUUGCAACUCUGCAUCUUUUAGAAUUGUCGUGGUUGUCUCAUCCCCUACUCCCCUGUAACGCCAACAUCAUUCUAGUUUGCUGGUCUGCAUCCUGGUCCUGGUUGUAAGCUUUAGCUUGAGCACGUUUCAUAUUGAUACACCCUGCAGAUAUAAU
Oryza brachyantha (malo sina) is the source of this 1302-nucleotide messenger RNA. RefSeq names its product hypoxanthine-guanine phosphoribosyltransferase. The record is from RefSeq and is a predicted model, not a curated record. Gene Ontology annotation, biological process: IMP salvage; guanine salvage; hypoxanthine metabolic process. NCBI's taxonomy places the organism in Eukaryota, Viridiplantae, Streptophyta, Magnoliopsida, Poales, Poaceae. Gene Ontology annotation, molecular function: magnesium ion binding; hypoxanthine phosphoribosyltransferase activity.